Molecule: messenger RNA, 1991 nt
Organism: Hermetia illucens (black soldier fly)
Lineage: Eukaryota; Metazoa; Arthropoda; Insecta; Diptera; Stratiomyidae
Gene: Teh3
Exons: 2
Coding region: 499-1842 (447 amino acids)
Biological process (GO): regulation of sodium ion transport
Molecular function (GO): sodium channel regulator activity
Source: RefSeq, a predicted model, not a curated record
UUUUAAAAGCGUGCUACCACAGUCAAUUUGCUUAGCCUCUUUUGCCAGAUUUUACUUGAUUUUCCCAAUCGGGAGUGUGUUCCUAAAGUGGAAUUCACAGACCGCGGUAGUGAUUGUGCCCUGAAUCCUGAUAGUGUCCAAUUCAGUUUCAUAUAGAGAGAGAGUCAUUGAAGUUCUGUGCAAUACUUCACUGAUUCCGAAUACUGUUAGAUACAUAGUGAAAUAAAUUUCUUGGUUAAGAUCCAGAUAAGUUCCUGAAUAUGUUCAAAAUCUCUGGUGACAUUUGAAAGUAAUUUGAGAUGUGGAGAAGCAAUCAAUCGUAUAAAUGCUCCUAGAUGUCUUUCAUAAGCAAUAAAAUCAGUAAAACCAGAGAUACGUUGUGUUGGCAGUGAUUAAACUUUGUCACCAAUUCAAAACUCCAUUAUAUAAUUCCAAGUGUGUGGAAUGUAAGACUGAGUCGCCUAGCAGUCUGAUCCGUAGUCACCCUUAGCAGAAAUCAUGGGAAAGAAAAAGGUUCCCGUUGAGGAUUUGAUUGUACCUCCACAGGAUAAUCGGAUAUGUGGCACAAUAUGCCUGUGUCAGAUGACAUUGGUCCUUAGCUCCGUAGCUAUAGUUUACCUAACAGUGGCCAUCUAUAUGCCCUCUACGCGAGCAUUUAAAAGUGGUAUUGACGAGACUCCUGUCAUGUGCACCACCACAAGGGCUGUCAACAAGGACAAUUGCGAGUGGGGCUCAUGCGGUGAAUGGUGCCUGAGUAAAACAUCGGGAGCAUGUAUGCAAAUUUAUGUCAAUCUCCGCAACAAUGGGACCAAUGUUAUCUUCCAAAACUGUACGAAUUCAGCGAAUAAAACAUGCUUUGGGAUAGACCAGGAACGAGCGGACAAAGUGCGGUGCAUAGCUGAUGAAUGUAAAAACCUCACGGGCACCUUCAAUUGUACUAUGGGGAAAUGUUUGAACAUAACGGACGCUUUCGAGUGCGUCUUUCACAAUACGGAUUCACCGCUUAAAUGCUCCGGUCGACGUGGGAAAAUAACCUGCAUCGAUAUAGAUGGCCUAUUUUCGUGUAACCGAGGGACUUGUCGAAAGAUAUUAACUCCAUACAAUUGUGAUAGGCGAUGCGUGGAUAUUCCAACCCGGAAUAAAAACGUGGUAGUGCUCAGUGGUGAUAAAGUGUAUUUGUCGCAGUGUCAGAACGCUAUAAACGCAGAGACUAAAGAAGAAGUGUGGAACGAGAUGGCAGACAAUGUUCUGAUGGCAUCAUGUUAUAACAUACGUAAUAAUUCCGACCGAGUAGAAGCAAUAGAUUGCAUCAAUGGGUCUGUGAUCGAGAAGAGCUUCCUUACAGACCUGACCAAUUUCACUUUCCUCAGCCACUUGCAUGUAGCCGUAGCCUCACCAGUCCUUCAGAUUGCCCCACCUGACGUGGACUUAACCAUUUCAAAUGAAUCUCGCCUAAUGAUCAACCUGGAGGGAUGCGUAAACACCCUUAUGGACGAAUGCAAGGAGUUCCUACGCGAAUACGGCAAGGAUGGAACUGAUCACAAUGCUCGUGCUAGGUUUCCAUGCUUUUAUGCACCGGCGAACAAGGAGGUGGUGGUGGCUCGGUUCAACCUCGAUAUCACUUAUAAGCAAUUUCUUGUAGCAUCUGUAGUUCCGUCAGUGUUGUUUGUUGUUUCGUGUCUUGUGCUAGUUCUUUGUCAGACAACAGUUUAUGUGGGUGAUGAUGCAAAGAUGCGAUUUAAAGGGUGCGUGGAUACGGACACAAUGCUUGCGGCGAAAAAUAUGGGAUCACAAGCGAAUAUGGGCGACACUGGAGGUGGUGAUUCUGUGAUGGCACUUUGAGAUCCGUCACGCAUUCCUCUGCUGCAAGAAGAUAGCCCAGUUCAUCAUCAGUCCGGAGUGUUUUCGUUGCAAUAGCUCAAAGACAUAAUAUUCAUCUCAAAAAAACUUAAGUCUAAAUACUUAUCGACGGAGAAGAAGUGAAGUGUUUC